AAAUAUAUAUUUUUGUUUUUGUAGUAAUCUUGGAAUUUAGACAUUUCCUUUAUGCAGAAGAAAAUUAGACUAAAUCUCUAACUAAUUUUUGUGUCACAUCAAUUUUAAAAGGAUAGCUGAUUUUUGAAUUAUUUUCUUGUGACUGGCACUGUGGGAUCAGAAUAUCGGAUACACUCAGGCUAGAUAAGAGAGAAGGUACUGUAACUAUAGACUCUAACCCGCCGAUCUGGCCCCGGCAUUUCCUUUUUUAACUUUAUUUCUAAAAUUUAUAUUAAAUCGACUCGACAGGCAUGGAGGAACAGGAUCAGAUUCCAGCAGUGGCUGUUAAAGAGCCUCUGGACUUGGUCCGGCUUAGUCUCGAUGAGAGAAUCUAUGUUAAAAUGAGGAAUGAGAGAGAACUGAGAGGUCGAUUACACGCUUACGACCAGCACCUCAAUAUGGUCCUCGGAGAAGCCGAAGAGACUGUCACGACAAUAGAAAUUGAUGAAGAGACUUAUGAGGAGGUGUACAAGACAACAAAACGCAACAUUCCGAUGCUUUUCGUAAGGGGUGAUGGCGUGAUCCUUGUCUCACCUCCGACGAGAGUCGGUGUUUAAUCCUUACCUGAAUUUUGAUAUAAUAAUAAAAAGAAAAAUAAUACUUUUCAAUGUAAAUAAUUAUAUUUAUGCAUU
Molecule: messenger RNA, 671 nt
Organism: Cimex lectularius (bed bug)
Lineage: Eukaryota; Metazoa; Arthropoda; Insecta; Hemiptera; Cimicidae
Gene: LSm3
Product: U6 snRNA-associated Sm-like protein LSm3
Exons: 3
Coding region: 291-596 (101 amino acids)
Biological process (GO): mRNA splicing, via spliceosome; P-body assembly
Cellular component (GO): catalytic step 2 spliceosome; U6 snRNP; P-body
Molecular function (GO): RNA binding
Source: RefSeq, a predicted model, not a curated record